Molecule: messenger RNA, 1847 nt
Organism: Hirundo rustica (Barn swallow)
Lineage: Eukaryota; Metazoa; Chordata; Aves; Passeriformes; Hirundinidae
Gene: CENPK
Product: centromere protein K
Exons: 10
Coding region: 263-973 (236 amino acids)
Biological process (GO): mitotic sister chromatid segregation; kinetochore assembly
Cellular component (GO): nucleus
Source: RefSeq, a predicted model, not a curated record
CUUUGCUGUGGGGUACUUGAACUUUGGAAGUACUGGUUGAAUAUUUCACUCCUUUUAAAUCGGAUUUUCAACAUAAUUUUCUCGGAUGCUGUGUUUUUGUUCUGGAAAAGAACCAGAAUUUGAGUUAGUAAUUUGUGCUUCAUUAAGAAGAUAGAGAAGUGUAAUUCUUUAGGCUGAAUGUUUAUCAGAAAUCCCUAACACAGCUGGUCCCAUAACAGCCAAGGAAGAACUCUUGGAUGAAUGUGAGAGUAUUUGGAGGCAAAUGGAAGAGUGUCAGAACAAGCUAAUGCUGCUAGGAGCUGAGACAGUGCUACCAUCAGAUGCCAAGCUUUCCUUGUUAAUGCUGCAAUGGAAGUCUUUAACAGCAGAUUAUCAUCAGUGGCAAGCGAAAAAUCCUGAACUAAUUUCUACCAAUCCAGAUGUCUUGUUAGAAUUAGGAAAAGAAGAGUUGCAGAAAGUAAAAAAUGAUCUUGAAAUGGUGCUGUCAACAGUUCGGUCAAAGAAUAAACAACUGGAAGAAGAUCUGAAAAGAGAACAGCAGUGGUAUGAGGAACAGAAACAGAUGCUAGAUACUCUUAAUAAAAUUGAAGAAGAGGCAAAUACUGAAGUUGAACAACCUUCCCCAAAAAGAGAAUUUGAUGAAAUGAAAAAUAAAUUAUUGAAAUUAAAGGCCUAUAAGAAAGAACUCUUGAGUGCUUUGAGUGAAUUCCUGGAUGAACAUUUUCCCCAUCCAGCGAAUAAUGAAAAUAUUAAUAUCGAGAACCUUUGUGCAAGGCCAGGUGUACAACUGUUAACAUUGAAAGAAAUUUUAGAGAUUCUGAUAAACAAAUUAAUGAGCACACCACAUGAACCUUACAUAACAAUCAAAGAAUCGUUUUGGCCACCCUAUAUUGAGCUGCUUUUGCGCUAUGGAGUAGCCCUGAGACAUCCAGAAGAUCCAAAUAGGAUGCGCCUCCAAGCUUUUCACAAGUAGCGUGACCUACACAUGCACUUGAAAACAAAACAACACCAUCAUUCUUACUUCAGGGCUAGGACAUGUUUAGGUUUCUUACUAAGCUUUCUUAGUAUCAGCUGUCACUUGUCAUUGGAUGAUUUUUUUAUAUCUAGAUUGGUAUUGUGGAAGUUUUUUUUAACUGCGUCUGUAAGAUGCCAAUUCAUGUAAUAGACAUGCUUAGCAGUCCUUUUAACUUCUAAAAUAGUUUUUUACAUUUUUUAUUACUUUCUACACUUACUAUGUUAUACAUUUUAUAUGUUACUUCUGUGGUUUAGAUUUCUUAGAUUGCCUGAAGUUAUGUCAAUUUCCUUUCACUCUGUAGAGGCAAAAUUCAGAAUAACAACUCUCCUCCUCUACGUGGCCUUGCAAACAUUUGGAGCUAGCAGAGAGGUAUCCUCACAAGAAUGUGUUACGCCUUGUUUGUUUCUCGGAGCCUUUGCAAACAAUUUUAUUGGCUCCAAGAGGAACACUUAGGAAAGCUGACACAUCUUUCUGUGCAAAGUGCAGCAGAUGUCAAGUCUGUGCCUUUCACUGCAUGCUUCCCAAAUGGCCCAUUUUUUUAAUGCCAUAUUGCCUUGCGGUAUCUGUCUUCACUUUUUCAGACCUAGUUUGUCGAGGCUUUUAGUGUGUCUCUGUUCUGUUGAUCUCUGCGGCUUCUAAGUUGAGAAUUACCUUCUGAAUCAAUGGUGUCAUUCUUUGUAAUCUCAGUCUUUUCUGUAGCCUUUUUUAUUGUAUUUUAUUAAGUACAAAAAUUCUGCUCUUGCGUGACUAAAACUUUGGAAAAUAAAAUUUGUUUUUUAUUAACCAGAUUGUAUUUUAUUGAGGGAGGAACUUUUCUGAUUUUUCAAUUGAU